UGACCGCCUGCUUUCCGCGUGUAAAUUUCUUCAUCAUCGUCACUUUCCUCCAAGUCCAGUCAACACAUACAACCUUCAUCCCCAAUUCCUCUUCUUUUUCUCUAAAACCCCUUAAAUUCUCAUCUUCUUCCUUCUCCUUUAUACAUAAAAAGAAAUCUCUAGUUUUCGUUAGACCCAAAACAAACAGAAAAAAUGGGGUUCUCAAAAGAAGAGAAAACAAGGAGAAUUUUAAGAGGUUUCAAAACUGUGUUUUUCUUAAUAACAAUGGUGAUUUCAUUCCUUGUUUUUUCAGCUCCAGUUUUCUUCGUUAUUGCCGAUACCCUUUUACCUACCGCUUUGCUUUCAGCUUCAAUUCCACCUUCUUCUUCAUCUUUAUUGAAAACACUUUAUUCUCAUUUCAGUAACUAUGAUUUUAGAUACUCUCUCAUUGAUAUCCCACUGAUUUCCAUUAUCAGAUCCGCUGUUAUAAUCUGUGUUUAUAGCUUUUGUGAUGGGCCAAAGCUUUCGAGGGGACCUUAUUUGGGGAUUACAAUGAUUUGUUCUGUUUCUUCGUUGAUUUUCGUGUCGUUAAAAGCUUCGUUCGUGUUCAAUUCGAGUAAAGAAGGGUCGGCCAUGGAAGCUGCUUUGUUCAUUUGUUCAUUGGGCUUUGCUAUUGCUCAUAUGAUUGUGGCGUAUAGAACGAGUUGCAGAGAAAGAAGGAAACUCCUUGUUUACAAAAUUGAUAUUGAAGCUAUUUCAGCUUGCAAGAAUGGGUUUCCAAGGUAUCAAAAGAUUCUCCAAGAUGAAAGAGUGAAGUAAAUGCUUUACUAACAAUGGAAGCAUUUUUCCACUACAGCAGAAAGUCUUUUUCUCCCCUUUUUGGCUCAUCACUUGAUUCUUCCAAGCAAGGUUUUUCAGAUUUAUUCAUAAACAAAUGAGUUAGCUGGAAAUGAAUGAAGUUGAGAAGCUAGGGAAUAUCAGUAUAUAAAAUGGUGAAACACAUGUGUGUAUAUAUUUAUUUAUUUAGCUGGUGAUUGUGUAUCACUCGGUUGAGGCUAGAUCUUGAGGGUAGAUUCAACAUUCUUUCAUGAUUUUGAGUGUAUAGUUUGUAUUGCAUAUCAAAAUUAUUUUAAAGAAGGAAUAGGCCAAAGGCCUUUUCAACUUCUUCUUCUUUAUGAAAAUAUGCUCCAUUUGAUGAGAUAUAAUUUUCACUUAA
Molecule: messenger RNA, 1195 nt
Organism: Gossypium raimondii (Peruvian cotton)
Lineage: Eukaryota; Viridiplantae; Streptophyta; Magnoliopsida; Malvales; Malvaceae
Exons: 4
Coding region: 193-798 (201 amino acids)
Source: RefSeq, a predicted model, not a curated record